Molecule: messenger RNA, 1568 nt
Organism: Melanotaenia boesemani (Boeseman's rainbowfish)
Lineage: Eukaryota; Metazoa; Chordata; Actinopteri; Atheriniformes; Melanotaeniidae
Product: trypsin-3
Exons: 5
Coding region: 1-858 (285 amino acids)
Biological process (GO): proteolysis
Molecular function (GO): serine-type endopeptidase activity
Source: RefSeq, a predicted model, not a curated record
AUGGAAGUGGAGAGACAAGAGAGCCGUGCGCCAAGGAGGCUUCAAUUAUAUAUUGGCUUAAGACAAGGACGUGACCAUGGAAACGAAAACAGAAACUAUAAGAAACCUGAGAGAACAGGUCAGUUCGCUCCACAGGAACGCAUAGUGGGAGGCUACGCACCGGUUCCUCAUUCAAUCAAGUAUAUGGUGUCGAUACAGACACUGGGCCGACAGCACUUUUGUGGGGGCUUCCUGAUAAAUAGAUUCUGGGUUAUCACAGCAGCACACUGUGAUAUUGGGGUUCAAAAAAUGAUUAUAGUGGCAGGAGACUACUCUUUGACCAUUUACGAAGGCACAGAGCAAGAAGUCCAACCCCAGUUUUUGGUGCCCCACCCUUCGUACAACAGCACCACAAACAACGGAGACAUUAUGCUUAUUAAGCUGAAGGCCCCCAUCUAUCUGAACAGCUAUAUCUCCAUCGCUCUGCUGCCCAGGCAGAACGCCGACAUAGCGGAGGGCAGAGUGUGUCGAGUGUCCGGAUGGGGAUUCACCAGUCCCGAUGGAGGCCAGAUUCCCUCCACACUUCGAACUGUCAAGCUUCCCAUAAUCUCCUCAAAUAAAUGUAACAGCAGUGCAUCGUUCAACGGCAGCAUAACAGAAAACAUGCUGUGUGCUGGUUACAGUAUUGGUGGAAAGGAUUCCUGCAAGGGGGAUUCAGGUGGUCCACUUGUGUGCGACGGCCGGGUCUACGGCGUGGUGUCUUGGGGAAAAGGUUGCGCUGAUGCUCAGUUUCCCGGAGUCUACACUGCGGUGUCCAAGUUCCGUACGUGGAUAGACAACACCAUAUUUAGCUAUUACAGCAGAUGUAAGAAGAAUUAAGGCUCAGUGUUAACUGAUUUGAGACUUGACAUACUUAUUUCACUGUUGCCUUGUUUGUUCUAAUUUUAUGUGAGUUUUACCAUUUGUGUAUGACAGAGGACGUGUUAAGCUUAGCAUAAAGGCGUAAAGGGAAUCUACCAAAUUAGCAAUUAAGGAUUUUACUUUUGUUUUUAAUUGUUGUUGUGGGCAGCAUUUUUUAACUAUCAUCAUAGUGUUCCUGACAAGUAAAGUAAAACUUAAAGUUACUCAGAAGUGGGCCAUGAGACAAGCAAUUUUUUACUGUCUAAAACAACUCAUACCUCAAAAAUAUUAUAAUUUAAGUGACAGAUGUAUUGUAGAUUUUUACAUCGAGUCACUCUUGAAGAGUCUGUGAAAUGCCCAUGUUGACACACGCCGCUGCAAAGUGGGACAUGUUGGAAUGGAUCUUGUUGGUAGGCAGAUGUAUUAAAUAAUUCUGAUACAGAGAUAUAAAAUAUUCAAUCCAUGACAUAUCUUUCUCGAACUUCUAGAAAAUAUUUGCAAUUUGAAGUGUUUUAGAUGGUGAAAAUUUGUUCUUCUCAUGGCCUCUAAAGUAGCUUUUAGCUUUAGCUCACACAUCUAAAAACAUAAUGUUCUGGUAAGACACUAACUACUCCCACUACACCUCCCCCAAAAACAGAAAAACACCCUUUAUCCAUUAAUAUUAGUCUAUAUGUACAAAAACCAGGGUG